Geodia barretti is the source of this 1254-nucleotide messenger RNA. The record is from the annotation of a GenBank genome assembly. NCBI's taxonomy places the organism in Eukaryota, Metazoa, Porifera, Demospongiae, Tetractinellida, Geodiidae.
AUGGCUCAAGCCUACUUUGCUCAGGAAAUGUUCCAGCCCGCGACUUUCAGCCUUACGGUCCGCAGCUACCCCCCCAACCGUGGUUAUCUCGUUUCCGCUGGCCUUGAUGAUGUCCUGGAUUACUUGUCCCACCUCCAGUUCGACAGCGAUGCCAUUCAAUUUCUCAGUUCCACAGGUAUGUUCAAAGACGACUUCCUUGAGUACCUCGGAGGAGUCCGGUUUACCGGCUCCCUUCGAGCCAUUCCGGAGGGAAGGCUCUUCUUCGCGGACGAACCGCUCUUGGAAAUCACCGCACCGAUCAUUGAAGCGCAGCUGGUCGAGACAUACGUCAUAAACCAGAUGAACUUGCAAACCGCACUGGCCACAAAGGCCUCGCGGUGCGUCUGGGCAGCCCAAGGCAGGGGUAUCGCGGACUUUGCCUCUCGCCGAACUCACGGGUCUGAUGCGGCAAUGAAAAUGGCCCGCGCCAGCUACAUGGCCGGCUUUGGUUCAACGAGUAACGUGCUGGCAGCCAGCCACUACGGGAUCCCGCCGGCCGGAACGAUGGCCCACUCUUUCAUUUCAAGUUUCCCCUCUGAGCUGGACGCAUUUCGCGCCUACUCCCAGAGUUUUCCCGACCGCACCAUCCUCCUGCUGGACACCUACGACACCCUCGCCGGGGCUUGGAACGCGGUGGAGAUCGCAAAGGAGCUGGAGGUGGCCGGGCAUAGGCUGGCCGGUGUUCGGCUGGACUCGGGAGACUACACAAAGCUGAGCCUCCAGGUCAGGCACGUGCUGGAUGACCACGACCUCGGCUACGUCAGGAUACUUGCCAGCGGCGGGCUGGACGAAUAUGAACUUGAGACCCUUGUCGAAGCCGGUGCUCCCAUUGACCUCUUUGGAGUGGGCACCAAGGCGGGAGUUUCGGCCGACGCUCCAUGGUCGGACAUGGUCUACAAGGUGGCAUGGUUCGACGAUCGUCCGGUGAUGAAAUUGAGUGAGGGCAAGAUGUCCCUCCCCGGCGCCAAGCAGAUAUUCCGCCGGACGAACGGCGAGGGCACCCUUGCAGGGGACAUCAUUGGCCUCCAGGAGGAGACAGGGCCGGUGGACUCCAAGCCGCUGCUCGAAGAAUUCAUGACCCGGGGAGAGCGCAACAUACCCACGCCGCCCCUGGUAGAGCUACGGGAUCGUUUCCGUGAUGAAUUCGCCAACCUGGAGACACGCUUCAAGGACCUGCGCCGGCCGCCACAGUUUUCCCGUCUCGGUCAGCCCUAA